Molecule: messenger RNA, 1014 nt
Organism: Lycium ferocissimum
Lineage: Eukaryota; Viridiplantae; Streptophyta; Magnoliopsida; Solanales; Solanaceae
Product: probable LRR receptor-like serine/threonine-protein kinase At3g47570
Exons: 2
Coding region: 1-1014 (337 amino acids)
Molecular function (GO): protein binding
Source: RefSeq, a predicted model, not a curated record
AUGGAUCUUACAGGCAAUAUUACACCAGAUUUUGGAAACCUCACAUUUGUUGAUUCUCUUGACUUGGGAAGCAACAAUUUCUAUGGUGAAAUACCCAAAGAGAUAAGCAAUCUCGUUGAGUUGGAGGACUUAGAUUUAGGGGUUAACAAUUUUAGUGGUUCACUUCCAAUGGAGAUCUUCAACAUAUUAGGGCUGAGAGUAAUUUCUCUUUUAUUCAAUAAUCUAUCAGGAACUCUACCAUCAAAUAUAGGUUCUAUCUUACCCAACAUUGAAGGGCUAUAUUUGGGUGGCUUAACCAAUCUUGUUGGGACUAUACCUCAUUCAAUUUCCAAUUGUUCAAAACUUACUAUUCUAGAGCUUGCAUCCAACAAACUCACCGGAUUGAUUCCCAAUUUUCUUGGACAUUUGACUAGUCUAUGCUUCCUAGACUUGGCGGGAAACAAUUUAACUAGCAACUCAUCUUUAAGCUUCCUGACUUCCUUAACCAAUUGCAGAAAUUUAACAACUUUUUCUCUAAGUCUGAACCCUCCAAAUGGUAUGCUUCCAGUCUCUGUAGGGAACUUCUCCACAUCUCUUCUAAAGUUUUAUGCCCAUAGUUGCAAAAUCAACAGACGACUUCCAAAUAAAGUUGGGAACUUAACCAGCCUAUUAGACCUUGAUCUUUCUGAUAAUGACUUGGUUGGAUAUCCCACAUCAAUUGGUAACUUGAGAAACCUGCAGGGCUUGUACUUGAGUUAUAACAAACUUACAGGAUCUAUUGGAGAUAAUAUAUGUAAAUUGCAGCACUUGGCUGACAUAGACUUGACUGAAAAUAAACUGUCAGGAUCUCUUCCUCAUUGUUUAGGGAAUGUUACUGGUUCCAAUAAAUUGAGUUUCAAUGUACCGGCAAGCUUAGGGAAUCUUAAAGAUCUUGUGCUUCUUGACUUAUCAUCAAACAACAUGGUUGGUUCUUUACCUCCAGAAAUUGGAAAUCUAAAGGUUGCAACACGGUUGGAUCAAUCAAUUCUCAAAUGA